Messenger RNA from Ostrinia furnacalis (Asian corn borer), 5521 nucleotides. It is a transcript of the gene sky, whose product is annotated as GTPase-activating protein skywalker. The record is from RefSeq and is a predicted model, not a curated record. Bases 644 to 2449 code for a protein of 601 amino acids. Lineage: Eukaryota; Metazoa; Arthropoda; Insecta; Lepidoptera; Crambidae. The transcript has 14 exons.
GUCUUCCUGUUGGACGACGACAGGCAACGAGCUCGCGUUCUCACAAAUCGCUGAUUGGAUUUCGUGCGAUUUUGAUUGACGGACGGGAUUUUUAUAAAAAAGCGAAAAACUUUUACAUCGGUUAAAUAUUUUCUUCAUUAAUGAAAAUUACGUGUUGUAAAAUAACUACUUUCACCGGAUACAUCGAUAAUUAGAUUACGAAGAAGGGGGCUUGUAAAAUUACCCCACAAAUUCGGAAUUUCUGAUACAAUGUCCCCGUGUGUAUGGUCAGUUGCCGAUAUAUUUGUGUGAUGUACUGUGCUCGUUUAAGUGACAAAGCAAAAGCGUCGGCUCCCAUUCGAGACUAUUAUCCUAUUCGUGAUUACGUUGGGCCGGGAACGGGCCAGCGGGCUUAGUUGCCGCGGGGACUCCAAAGCGGCAAAUACGGAGGCGCAGAUCCUGCACCGCAUCAUUUAUCGUCAGGAUUGCGAUUUGAAGAUGGUGCAGCAGGAUUUGACUUAGGUGUGGGCCGCUGUCGUAUGGACAAGCGAUUAGGAAUGGCUCGAGGCGGCUCCGUGUGAGCUGUGGACACUGACUGACAGUGUAGUGUUGUGUGGUGUCUAGUCACAGUGAGUGCGUGUGUGUGAGUGACGGUGGAGCCGGGAUGCCCUCCGCAAUGUUGUCGGCAGUGCUUGAAGAGGAACCCGACCUGUACGAGGCGUUCCCACCUCACGUUGACCCCACUGGCAUCACCAUUCUCACUGAUAGCCCACCAGGCAAGAAAGCGCCCCUCAAGACCUUCGAAGAGAUACAACCCCUGAUCCAGCAAGCCCGCAAGCGCGAACUCAAGAUACUCAUCAGAGAGAACUCCUGGCCCAUCAACAGCCCCGUGCGCGCCGCUCUCUGGCCCGCGCUCUGCAGGCAGCACCAACAUGGAAAGUCUAUGCUCGACGGAUUCUACUGGGACAUGGUUACACAGGUUUUCGGCACAGUGGAGCUGCCCGACAAGCCGAUCAUGCUGCCUCCGUUCGUGGAGGCGACCCACUGCCUCGGGUACCACCUGACCCGCAAGGGGCGCGCGGUGGCCGACCGCGUGGUGUCCGUGCUGGGCUAUGCGUGUCCCGACAUCACGUACAGCCCUAGCUUGUACCCGAUCACCGCCGCGCUCCUGCACUUCAUGCCUGAGGAGGAGUGCUACCACUGCAUGGCCAGCCUGGUCGCGUCCAAGGAGAAGAUGUUCAUCACGCAGACGAAGCUGCUCAACGAGGUCACGUGGAAGACGGUGAUGCAGAUCGCCAAGAAACAUGCCAAGUCGGCGGCACAGCACCUGUCGCGGCUGUCGGGAGCGAUCGGUCCCGAGCGCAUCUACGCCGACUGGCAGUGGUGGAUCCUGGCUGCGCUGCCCUUCCCGCACCUCGUACGAGUCCUAGACUGCUUCUUCCACGAGGGCAUCAAGGUGUUCUACAGGGUGGCAUUAGCGAUACUGAUCCUCUUCAACAAGCACUCGACGAAUCAGAACUCGGAGUGGUACGCGGAGGCGACCAAGAACGGCGUCGACCACGCCAUCGACAAGUUCUGCAGGAACAUGCCAGCGUCUCCCACCAAGCUGUUGAGGACGGCUUUCAGCAUCAGAGCUCUAAGUUCACAGUACAUAUCCAGGGUGUUCAUUAAGACCGAGAUGACCCUCAAGUCGAAGCAAGUGAUCACCGGCUCCCGGCUCGUCCGAUCCAGGUCGUCUGAUAACCUUCCCACCAGCCAGUCGCAGGUCAACAUCCAGAUGAUGUCGCACACACUCACGAUACGAGAGAAAAUGCCUGAGGAAACGGGCAAACAGAUGAGCCCGCGCUCCUCACACCUGGCCCUGUGGUUCCCAUUCCCUAACGCGGUGUUCAAGGACCAGCGCCAACACUCCUCCGACCUCAGGCAGAAGCUGUUCACUCUUUGGUCGUGGCUCCCGGUCCGCAUCACGAUGUAUCAGCCAGUGCUGCUUUAUACAACUGAGGAGCACGGCUGUUCACUAACUACCUUCUACGUGCGUGUGGAGCAUCAUGAGCCCACGCUGCUGAUGAUCAAGACUUGCAACAACGAGGUGUUCGGAGCAUAUUGUUCGACGCGGUGGUUCGAACGAAACCAGAAAGACGAGCGCGGCAACCGGCAGGCCUACUUCGGGACCGGCGAGACAUUCCUGUUCAGCCUUUACCCGGAGCGCGCGAAAUAUCCAUGGGUGGGCGUCGCCGCUCCAGACAGUAAGGGCGAAGACACCCGCUUAUCCCACGGCUCCGAACUCUUCAUGGCGGCCGACUCCAAGAUGAUCACCAUCGGCGGCGGUGACGGGCAAGCGAUCUGGAUGGACGAGAACAUAAGGUUCGGCAAGACUGACCGCUGCUCCACCUUCAACAACCCGCCUCUGUGCCCCAGCGGCGACUUCGAGAUACGAGUUUUGGAGGUCUACGGCUUCUCUGGCGCAUGAGCGCCCACGGAGUGAUAUAAUCUCGAUAUCAACGUGAUUUGAGUGCCACAUCCCUACGGUUGACACCCAUGUGCUUUUUUAAAAGGCAUUUGCAGUGGAACACCUCAGAUUAAGCCAAAUUUGAAAUCAAUGUGUUCAUUUCUUAUUGCUUCACUGUUUUCUCAAAGAAUUCUAAUCGGAAGACUUUUGUACUUUAUUUAUUGUACCUGGCAACACAGUCUUGGAGAUGAUCUAUGGUUUUACAUAGACAAAGUUUACCCUGUUGCAGUAGUUUUGAUUAUAAUUUACAAUGUAAAAUUGACUGAGGAAAUAAGUUCAGAAAUAUGCAAAGAAUACAUUAUUUUGAAUUUUGUUUUUGAACACGAUUAUGGUAUUGACAGUAUUUUCAGUUGAAAAAUGCCUUUAUUAAAAAAGCAGAUGAGUGAAAAUCGUUUGUAAUCGGGAUGUUGUACAGUUACUUUUGUUACAUGGUGUCAUAUCCCCGAGUGUGAUAAUGUUGUGAUCGGGGCCGCUGUGCAAGCCGGUCGAGACUCCGGAAUAUUCGCCGCCAUUUUCGCGACCUAUCCAAUCCGUGAACAUCGAAAUAAUCAUAUUGUAUUUUUACGAAAUAAACAAAAAAACGCACUCUCCAAGUGUCUUUCUACUUAGCCGAUGCAAUAUUUUUGUUGCAAACUCAUGUAAUUGUAUACUCUCGCGAAAAUUACGUAUGACAGUGAAAAACUUUAUUCGAUGUAUUGAUAGUCCCUUGCCGUUAACAGACUGUGUAGUUGUAUUCCUAUAUUUAUUCUACGAAUCGUAAAUCUCUGUGUGUGGCCCCGUAGCUAUCCUAUCGAUGUGAACAUAGCUGUCCUUUUAAGACAACGAAGACGGGGAAAGUAGGUUGUUUCGAUGUAUAUUUACUCGUGUUUAGAUGUCUGAGUGUAAGUACAAAUUGAGUGUAUCGUACCUACUCUUGAUGGAUUUAAUACGCUUAUAUGAAAGCAAUAUGUAUCUGUGGGGCCUAGCCGUGCGGUGAAGUUGUUUCGCCGGCGUCGUGUGAACAUUCCAGCGACUCGGCCGUGCCCGACGCACUCGGUCGCCGCGAAACAUCCAUUACAACCUCUGUUCGUCUCGUUUGGACUCAGAAGGCUGGCGGGUGCGGUCAUAAACUACGCCAUAGACAAUGCGCCUUGUUUCUUUCCGAAAAAAAAAAAAAACAAAACGCAUUCAAAAUGGAACAACCAAUAUUGGCACUGUUAAUUGGUCCAAACGUCAGUAUUUCGGUAUCAUAUGAAAUAUCAUUGUCGCUUUUAGAUAUAUAAAUGUAAUAAUAUACUCAAACUGUAAUCACUUGUCGUUGCUCACAAAAAUAUACCAAAGAAAUUAAUUGUAGAGAGCCUUGCUUUUCUGUUCGUAUGUUCGAUCGUUAAGGUUUAUAUCACCGUCGCAUGUUUUGUAUAAGAACUAGAACGCACACGUUUUUUGAUCCAUAUUUGUCGAACAUAUCUAACAGGGAGGCAAAUGGGGGUUAUUGGGGAGUCAUUUUUUGUCAAAUAUUUUUAUUUCUUUCCAAAAAAGUUGCUCUUUUAAAGUUUAUUUUUGUCGAUACCUUUACGCCACUUAAAUAUCAUUCAUCUGAACAGUCAUUCAAAUGUUUAGUGACAAAAUCGAGGUAUUUGACAUGAAUAAACUUUAAAAGUAGGUAAUCGAUUGACUGAUUGACUUUCUUCAUUAAUCCCCUCUAAAAAGGCGGCUGCACACGUACGGUAAACUGGUGUAUUUUCUACGUUUACUCAACGCAAUUAUUAGAACUUAUAUCAACCGAUUGUCGCCCAGAUAAGUCAACGUAGCUGAAACUUAGUUGCCUGCGUGCGCGCCGUCUUUGUAAUAUGUCGGUGAUUAUAACACUGCCAUUUGCAGUUCAUAGUAUUAUUUAACGCGUAUUCGAAGGUUAUGUGCCAAAAUUGGACCUAUAUUAUUGGAUAUAAAUUGGUUGGAAUGGCCUGUCUAAAGUAUUGCAAGGAUUUCAUUUUUUUAUAACUUUUAAUUUUAAAAGUAUUUAAUUUUACGUACACGCACAUUGUGUAUUAUUAAUUUACAUCAAAAUUGAUUUGACGAAGCGUUAGUGGAUGAUUUUUUUUGAGGAUUAUGAUUGGCUAUUUAUGUAUGGAAUGGCAAAACGAGUGUUAUGUAAUUUAGGCGUUCGCAAUGCAACGUAUUAUCGAUACAAAGUCACAACUUUUACAAGAUACAUAUCCCUGUUGGUACAAAGGGGUCGACCUGCGUUCAUAUCACCCGCGGCUUAUUCUGCCUACUUUAUUAUUAUUUUGUUUUGUAAAUAUUUGAGUUAGGUCGCUGCGCGCUGCAUCGCGCCGUCGCGUCGGUCCAGUGCGCAUUGACGUUUGAAUGUAGUGAAAAUGGGAUUUGUCAUGGUACUACAAACAAUAUGUUUAUCAAAAGCCUAAGACUUGUUUUAAAUUCAGAUAAUUUAUGUAAUUUAUUGAGUAGGUAACAUGUAAUAUUUUAUGUACGUUAACUAGCGUCUUUGUGCGGGCGGAGGGAAGACUAUCGCCCGAUGCGUUAAUUGACUAUUAUGUAUUAUUAAGGCGGUUGUGUUUGCCACCGCGUGUGACGUGGCAUCGGCGUUCGUUAGCUUAGUUCCGUCCGCCGUCCGCAGAGCGGCGCCACUCGCGAUAUGUUGCUGUUAGCCAGUUCGUCGUUGAUCAGUGUAAAGUCUAGUCUUUAUCCUGUUUUUUUAUCUCUAACGAUAUAAUUAUAUCUAAAUAUUUACGAAUCGAUAUUUAAAAUAAAAUGUGCGAUUUAGUUCCGCUCAAGGAACAAGUAGGCUCGUGGUUAGUUAGUGUAUAAGUACAUUUAAUGUAAAAUAAUACAGUUAUUAAUCUCCAUUCUCCCUUUCAGUAUUUGUGGUGUAUGUUUUUUUAUGUGAGAGCAUAUGGAGCGCGAGCUUUGUUUUGUUACAGUGUACUGUUACAUUCGAGUAGGUUUAGGCCGCCGCAGUGGCGGUGCAACUCGUUUAUGGUAAUGUAAAUGUUGCUUUAUAAUGUCUACAAAAUAUAUAAUCCUGUAUACAAA